AGCAAAAUGUCCGGAGUAUUAAACCGAACUCUUUCGCAAGGAAAUUCCAUCAUCCGGCAACUUCUUGCUGUCAGAAAUCCCAUGUGUCAGGAAACCGCUGGAUUUAAAGUGAAAUCGCGUCUGAAGUUGCGUUGCCGCAGUUGCUACUUUCUUCGUGUCGAGGGUCGUCUUCACGUAGAAUGCAAUGAGAAUCCCCGGCACAAGGCUCGUGAAGUGUUCGAUGUGAAGAAGCUUUGGUAAUCUGUCGACUUGUUUUGUUAUUUCUUUAUUGUUUUAGGCCACUGUAGCACUAAUAAAUUUGUAUUUACG
Messenger RNA from Caenorhabditis elegans, 309 nucleotides. It is a transcript of the gene mrpl-36, whose product is annotated as Ribosomal protein. The record is from RefSeq and is marked reviewed. The transcript has 2 exons. Gene Ontology annotation, molecular function: structural constituent of ribosome. The coding region runs from base 7 to 240 and encodes 77 amino acids. Gene Ontology annotation, biological process: translation. Gene Ontology annotation, cellular component: ribosome; mitochondrion. Lineage: Eukaryota; Metazoa; Nematoda; Chromadorea; Rhabditida; Rhabditidae.